Messenger RNA from Camelina sativa (false flax), 1194 nucleotides. Its product is annotated as putative flavonol synthase 5. The record is from RefSeq and is a predicted model, not a curated record. Lineage: Eukaryota; Viridiplantae; Streptophyta; Magnoliopsida; Brassicales; Brassicaceae.
AUGGUUCCGGUUGUAACCGAGUCUUCUCUUCUCCUUCUCACACCUAUCACUAUAAGAAAAACCAACUUCGACACUAGAGUGAAGCCAUGGAGGACGAGAGCAUAUCUUCCUAAUGAAGAGCUUUUGGUGCGUGAGGUGACGAAGGCGAGUGAAGAAUGGGGAGUUUUUCAGGUGGUUAACCACGGUAUUCCCGAGGAGCUGAUGCGGCAGCUGCAAGUGGUUGGGAAGCAGUUUUUCGACCUCCCGGAGGCAGAAAAGGAAGCCGUGGCGAAAGAGGAAGACUUUGAAGGGUACAAGAGGAACUAUCUAGAAGGUAUCAAGGCUUGGGACGAACAUCUGUUUCAUAGACUCUCCCCACCCUCUAUCAUCAAUUAUAAAUAUUGGCCAAAGAAUCCUCCCCAAUACAGGGAGGUGAAUGAGGAGUACACAAGGCAUAUGAAGAAGCUAACAGAGAAGAUUCUUGGUUGGUUAUCAGAGGGAUUAGGGUUACAUCGUGUUGCGUUGACGCAAAGUUUAGGUGGCGAAAUGGCAGAGUAUGUGAUUAGGGUCAAUUACUAUCCGCCGUCUCCAAAAUCGGAAUUGGCCUUAGGAGCGGCGGUGCAUACCGAUAUAGGUGCAAUCACACUUCUCGUCCCCAGUGAGGUUCCUGGACUUCAAGUCUUCAAGGAUGAACAAUGGUUGGACGUCAAGUAUAUCAACUCAGCUGUGGUUGUUAUCAUCGGCGAUCAACUCAUGAGGAUGAGCAAUGGGAGGUACAAGAACGUGGUUCACAGAGCAACGUUCGAUAAGGAGAAUUUGAGGAUUUCGUGGCCGGUUUUUGUUGCGCCUAGGGGUGAUUUGUUGGUCGGACCUUUUCCGGAGCUUACCGGAGAGGAGAAUCCUCCAAAAUUCGAGAGUGUAGUUUAUAAAGACUAUUUGCACCAGACCAUUAAAAGCUGGACGCUCGAUAAACUUCCUCUCUACUGAAAAUCCUAGAAUUCCAAAAACAAAAAACUUCCUCAAUAAAUUAUGAUGAACUGUUCCAGUGAUUCGUAUCUAAUUUUUAUUUUAUUUUUAGUGUUUUGGUUCGUUUUCGAGUUGUACGUUCAAAUGAUUAUUGUUUUUUCUUCUUAGGGAGUUUCUAUAUAUAUAUAUAUGGUUUACAUAAUAAAAUAAUUACGUGUGUUUAGGUAUUUAUAAAUGCGUAUUCUUUAA